AUCGAUACUUGUUGCAGCGCUAGGAAAACACUCAAAAUUGCACGUUGCUUGAAGUUAUCAAAGAAUAUUUACUUUAUAAGCAUAUAAUAAUAAUAUGCUUGACCAAAACAUGGAAACUGACACGACAGAUCAAAGCAAGGAUGAUAUACUCAUUUGCCUGCCCGGAGAGCGCUUGUGCCGCGUGGAAGACAAUGUUGUGCUGGGAGAAGGAACCUACGAGCAAGGCGGCUACAUUUAUGCAUCCAAAUCGGGCAUAGUUUCUAUAGUGGAGUCCGAAGAAAAGUAUCAAAUGGUGAGCGUCAACAAGCCCGGCUUCCAUCUAACUAUACCAGCUACUGGAGAUGUGGUCACAGCGCGUGUGCUAGUCACCACACCUAAGUUUGCCAAAUGUGCAAUAUUCUGCGUGCGAAAUGUGCUGCUGGAGAGCAGCUAUCGUGGCCUGCUGCGCAAGGAAGACGUGAGAGAAACAGAAAAGGAUCGUGUGGAUAUAUACAAAUCUUUCAAGCCCGGCGAUAUUAUAUUGGCGCGUGUGAUUAAUCAAAUGGAGCAAUCGUUUAUGCUAAGCACAGCCGAAUCGGAGCUGGGCGUUGUUAUAGCCUAUGCCAGCGAUGCUCGCAAAAAUCGCAUACCCAUGGUUCCCAUAGGCUGGGGUGAAAUGCAAUGCCCGCAGACAACUAUUAAGGAGCCUCGCAAGGUGGCCAAGGUGUUGCCCGAGAGCACAAUAAAAUCCGAACCAUAACAAAACGUAAAUCAUAACUAUGUUAAAU
This is a messenger RNA of Drosophila busckii, 767 nucleotides long. It is a transcript of the gene Csl4, whose product is annotated as exosome complex component CSL4. Gene Ontology annotation, cellular component: nuclear exosome (RNase complex); cytoplasm. The transcript is spliced from 2 exons. The record is from RefSeq and is a predicted model, not a curated record. Gene Ontology annotation, molecular function: RNA binding. The coding region runs from base 95 to 739 and encodes 214 amino acids. Lineage: Eukaryota; Metazoa; Arthropoda; Insecta; Diptera; Drosophilidae. Gene Ontology annotation, biological process: RNA processing.